Messenger RNA from Knipowitschia caucasica, 798 nucleotides. The record is from the annotation of a GenBank genome assembly. NCBI's taxonomy places the organism in Eukaryota, Metazoa, Chordata, Actinopteri, Gobiiformes, Gobiidae.
AUGAUUCUUGUGGAGAGUGUCAAAGAGGCCAUGGAUUCGGUCCUGUCUUUCACCAAAUCUGCGGAAGAGCUGCUGAGGAGAAAGAAAGUUUAUCGUGAGCUUAUAUUUAAAUAUCUUGCCAACGAAGGUGUUAUUAUGCCCUCAACAAGUGAAAAGCACGCACUCAUUAAAAAGACCUUGGAGCUUUGGUCAUCUAGGCAGACAACUAAACCACAAGGACAGACCGGCAACAAUCAAGAUGAAAAACGUACAGAAACAGAUUCCACAGAAGUAAAAACGGAUCCAGAUUUUGAUCUUCAAAUCCUCGGCCAGCAAUUCUGUCAGUGGUUUUUUGGACUUUUGAACAGCCAAAACCCGGCUCAGAGUCAAGGGCCUCAAGACUGGGGACCUGAACACUUCUGGCCAGAUGCUAAACUCAAUCUUCUUGCACGAGUCAGUGGAGAACAGAUGGAAGAGUUUGUUGGUGCGGACGUGGUCAGUUCCCGUCUCGUGGCAUUGACCCGUGAAGAGCGUCUGUUAUUUCAGCCGAACCUGGAGGGCCACGGUCUAAAGGGUCUGUCGUCCCCCCACGGCCUGGUGCUGGUGGCUGUGGCCGGGACCAUCCACAGAGACUCGUCUUGUUUGGGAAUAUUUGAGCAAAUAUUUGGACUCAUCAAAUCUCCUGUGAACAACACGUGGAAAAUAAAGUUUGCUAACUUGAAAAUCCGUGGCCAGGAUGCCAUCACUGACAAAGAUGUGUCUGCUCCAGCACUGACUUAUAACUCAAGCGACUUACAGCUUAUCUGUAGUGGAAACUAA